AUGAAAUCCGAGCUACCAAUGCUCGCUGCUUACAUCUCUUAUCUCGUCCUGUUUUUCUACUUUCCACUGAAAUUCCUCUUCGCCUGGGAACUCAACUGCGCCUGUUCAUUCAUUAUCACAUGCGAAACCACCCGAAUGGCUAUGAAAUUGCAUUCAUUUUUACGCGAGAAUAUGUCACGAGCCAUUUCUAAGAAGACCAGCGGAGCGACUGUUCAGCCAGGCGCUACAUCUGACUGGCCCACCGUUGAGCAAUACGUCUACUUCAUGUUCUGCCCAUCGUUUAUUUAUAGAGACGAGUAUCCAAGAACAGAUACAAGAUGUGUGAGAAAGGCUGCCAUACAUUUUUUUCACUGCUUUAUACUUAUAGAAUUCGUUAAUUUGCAAUUCACUCAGUAUGUCUUCCCAUGGAUGGACUCGCAAGAUUAUACCUCCUUAUCAGUGCGCGACAUCGUACUCUCGUUAUUUGCUGGAAUUCUACCUGGUAUGAUAUGUCUUGUUUCGUUGUUUUAUGGGCUGCUACACUCAUGGCUGAAUGGGUUCUCCGAGCUGAUGCGUUUCGGUGAUCGACAGUUCUAUAUGAAUUGGUGGCACGCCGACAACAUGGCCGAGUACUACCGCAACUGGAAUCUGGUCGUACACGAUUGGCUAUAUGCUUAUGUAUAUAGGGAUGUAUCAAAGCUUAUACUUGAAUUAAUAGAACCAUCCAAGUACGUAAAUGGUCUAGACGAGAAAAAGACUUCGUUCCGUUCGGCUUCUAUGCGACAAACUGCACCGCGACUUGGACGAUUGUAG
Molecule: messenger RNA, 792 nt
Organism: Haemonchus placei
Lineage: Eukaryota; Metazoa; Nematoda; Chromadorea; Rhabditida; Trichostrongylidae
Source: the annotation of a GenBank genome assembly